This is a messenger RNA of Chaetura pelagica (chimney swift), 957 nucleotides long. RefSeq names its product C1GALT1-specific chaperone 1 (gene C1GALT1C1). Gene Ontology annotation, molecular function: N-acetylgalactosaminide beta-1,3-galactosyltransferase activity. The coding region runs from base 1 to 957 and encodes 318 amino acids. The record is from RefSeq and is a predicted model, not a curated record. Lineage: Eukaryota; Metazoa; Chordata; Aves; Apodiformes; Apodidae. The transcript has a single exon.
AUGAUUUCUGAAGGCACUUCCUUCAUGAAGGGUGUGGUGCUCGGAGGAGUAUUCUGCAUGUUGGUGACACUCCUUGGACACAUCAGGGUGGGCCACGGGACUAAAUCACAUCACCACGAGCACCAUCACAUCCAGGCUCCCAAAAAAGAAGAGGUCUUAAACCUUUCAGAAGCUGAACGCAUGGAGCUUAGUAAGAGUAUCCGUGUUUAUUGUAUCAUCCUUGUGAAGCCAAAAGAUCUGGGACACUGGGCUGCAGUAAAAGAGACAUGGAGCAAGCACUGUGACAAGGCGGAAUUCUACAGCUCUGAAAAAGUCAAAGUGUUUGAUUCUGUAGCCCUCAACACAAAUGAUAUGUGGGUGAUGAUGAGAAAAGCUUACAAGAUAACCUAUGAACGCUAUAAAGAUGAAUUCAACUGGUUCUUCCUUGCAUAUCCAACAACAUUUGCUAUUAUUGAAAAUCUCAAGUAUUUCUUACUGAAAAAAGACCCCUCGCAGCCUUUUUAUAUAGGCCACACUGUCAAAUCUGGUGACCUUGAGUAUGUAGAUGGUGAGGGAGGAAUCGUCCUAAGCAUUGAAUCGCUAAGACGACUCUCCCGUGUUUUUGGAGACACUGACAAGUGCCCAGAGCAGGGAGGUAUGAUUUGGAAACUUGCUGAGGACAAACAGCUAGCAAUCUGCCUGAAGUACACCGGAGUGUUUGCUGAAAACGCAGAAGAUUCAGAAGGAAAAGAUGUCUUCAACACUAAAUCAGUCAGUGCCCUCAUUAAGGAAGCCAUGUCCAGUCACCCUGACCAGGUGGUGGAUGGCUGCUGCUCCGACAUGGCCAUCACCUUCAGCAGACUGGCCCCCAACCAUAUGCACGUGAUGAUGUUUGGUGUUUACAGGCUGAGACCCUAUGGCCACACAUACAACGAUGCCCUUGUCUUCCUUCCACCUGAAGGCUCAGACAACGAUUGA